UCUUCGUUAGGCUUACCGCUCGAACACACAUUCUAUCCCUAUGCUGACCUCUGACAGCUGCCUCUCCCUGCACAAACACGGAAGCAGCAUGGCGUCAGACAGCAACAGCUCCGAGAGCCAGCGAAUUGCACAGCAAAGAUUGAGGAUAAUUGCCGGGCAUUUACAGAAACAUAAGGACGACGACUCGGGAACUAUCGCAACUGAAUGCAAAGCUGAAGCGAAUAAAGGAACGGUGCCGAGAAAGAGGCAGGAGAUUAUGAAGUGGAAUGGCUGGGGGUACAGUGACUCCAAAUUCCUCUUCAAUAAGAAGGGUCAAGCGGAAUUCACAGGCAAAAGGUAUAGGCUAAGCGGGAUGGUCCUGCCCAGUUUGCAGGACUGGUUUGAAAACACCUUUGGCGCCAGUGUGAACCAUAAAAGCCCCGCGACACCCGCCCUGAAUGCCAGCGCUGUUCCACCGGCCAGUCUGAACGAGGCGUUCGUUGAGGACCUGAAGGCCACGGGCAUCCCCUUCUCCCAUGAGGCUGAGGACAGGGUGUUCCGUGCCCACGGUCAUUGCUUACAUGAAAUCUUUGCUCUCAGAGAAGGGAAGAAAUUUGAGCGGGUUCCGGACAUGGUGGUGUGGCCCAACUGCCACAACGACGUGGUGAAAAUUGUGGAGCUGGCGUGCAAGCACAAUGUUUGUUUGAUACCGUACGGCGGAGGGACCAGUGUGACCAGUGCUCUAGAGUGCCCCCCGGAGGAGACUCGCUGCAUCGUCUCUCUGGAUACUUCACAGAUGAACCGCAUUUUGUGGAUCGACGAGAAGAAUUUAGUCGCCCACGUUGAAGCUGGCAUCAUCGGUCAGGAUCUGGAGAGAUUACUCAACGAGAGCGGCUACUGCACGGGGCACGAGCCCGACUCCAUGGAGUUCAGUUCCCUAGGAGGCUGGGUGGCCACGAGGGCAUCGGGCAUGAAGAAGAACGUAUAUGGCAACAUCGAGGACCUGGUGAUCCACAUAAAGGUGGUGACCCCUCGAGGGGUGAUAGAGAAGAGCUGCCAGGGGCCACGCAUGUCCACUGGGCCAGACAUCCACCACUUCAUCCUGGGCUCAGAAGGAACUCUUGGUGUGGUUACCGAGGUAACGAUGAAGAUCCGACCAAUCCCCGAGUACCAGAAGUACGGCUCGGUGGUCUUCCCAAACUUUGAGGCGGGAGUGGCCUGCUUACGAGAGGUAGCCAAGCAGAGGUGUGCACCUGCAUCCAUCCGGCUCAUGGAUAACGAACAGUUUCAGUUUGGUCAUGCCCUGAAACCUCAAGUGUCGUCCAUUUUCACAAAUUUUGUGGAAGGGUUAAAGAAAUUCUACAUCACCAAGUUCAAAGGUUUCGAUCCCCACCAGUUGGUUGUUGCCACCCUGCUGUUCGAAGGGGACCGCGAGAGGGUCUUGCAGCACGAAAAACAAGUUUACGAUAUUGCUGCAACAUUUGGGGGCCUGGCAGCUGGAGAGGACAAUGGACAGAGAGGCUACAUUCUGACCUUCGUCAUCGCUUACCUCCGGGACUUGGGGAUGGACUACUACGUGGUCGCAGAAUCAUUUGAGACAUCGGUGCCUUGGGACAGGGUGUUGGACCUUUGCCGGAAUGUCAAAGAGCGUAUUAACCGAGAGUGUAAAGAGCGAGGGGUCCAGUUUCAACCCUUGACCUCAUGCAGAGUGACUCAGACCUAUGACGCUGGCGCGUGUGUUUACUUCUACUUUGCCUUCAACUACAGAGGACUGGCGGACCCAGUACAUACAUAUGAACGAGUGGAGCACGCCGCUAGAGAGGAGAUCCUAGCCAAUGGAGGAAGCCUCUCGCACCACCACGGAGUUGGGAAACUUCGGAAGGAGUGGAUGAAGGAGAGCAUCUCCAGCUUGGGUGUCGGGAUGCUCCAGUCCGUCAAGGAUUAUGUGGACCCAGAUAACAUUUUCGGCAACCGAAACCUCCUCUAAUUUACCCCUUGCUUUGUUUUCCACCUUUUUAUCUUCACACCUUUUCUCACAGCCUCUCGUGCAACUGGCUUUAACAGUUACUAAAAUGUGAAAUUGACACGAAAAGAAAUAUAAACGCCCCCCCCCCCGCCUCCUUCUGUAUGACUUGAGUUGCGCUGUCAUCGUCAGACGUGGUUCCAUUCCUAGGGUGCGUGUCUGUCUGGUUCUUGAGGAAAGCAAUAAGCCGGUCACCUUUCACUUUCCUCGCGCUACAUUCUGUUGCAGGCGGGUAACAAUAAUCGUCUAUGAUUCAUUUUUGACGAUCAUAGUUUCAAAGGCCUCGGCCCUUUCCAGAGUGUAUCAUACUAACUACAGUACGGUGAUUGUGUACUGUUGCUCGUUUCAGUCACGUGUACAGCACGCUAUAGGAAUGGCCUUUCAAUGCUGUACAUGAUGCGAGCUAACUUUUGUGCUCCCAUGGUUGCCAUUUAUUAAUUCAUGAAUUGUUUCCUACGAUUUAUGCCAUCUUCACUAACUUCAUUUGUAUUUGUACACGUUGUUUAUUCACCUGUGUUUGGCACUACUUUAGCAGUAAGUCUGAGAUGAACGCACUCUCUAAAUCCCUGUGCCUUUCUGAAGACGUCUCCCUUUCCUCCUCAUAUACUCCAGGUGCAAAGGUUACCGACUGGAAGCUUGACUGGUUUUGUCUUUCUUAUGGCAUCCUGUUUCUUCCCUAAUAAUGACCAUGCCCUUCAUUAGAGAUUCCUCUGUUUCCAAUUGGUCUUUGUUUCUCAACUCAAGCCCUCAUGCCUUUUUAGUUAUGACUUAGAACGAUGAAUUAUUGCCACCGGGGCUGUGUAUGUUGUUUGGAUCUGAACAUGUACUUACAUUCUGCUUGAGUGGUGCCUACUGAAAAUUGACCUCAGGGUUCAAACGUCCCGACCCGAAAUGAGCUAUUACGUUAAACUGUCAUUGAAGAAACUAUGACAAGGUUAGAUGAUGCAUCUAUCAACACAUGAAAUUAUUGUUUUUGUAUUUUCUGAACUAGAUUUGAACCUCGCAUGGUCUUUGCUUGUCAUAUAGAGUUCAGUUUGUGGACAAAGCCAAUAUACUUGGAUCUUACAUGCUUUAGUGUGUACUUUAGUGUUAACAGGUUACAGACAACUGAAUCCCAAUGUCCAUGUUUGUACCAAAGACUUUUCACACAGCCCUUUCACCAUGCAAACAUACUGGAUGUAUAUGUUUGUACAUGUUGUAUAGUUAAAUACAUUUAGUAUGACAUUAACAUUUAUAUAUCCUGAUGAUACUUUUUUUAUUAUUCAUAUAUGCAAAUACCCAGAAACCAUCUCUAGAAAUAUCCAAAAAUGUACAACUGUUACUGUAAGAAUUACAUGUACAGUACUUAUUCCUGUUCAUAUCAGACAAAACUUCAUUAAAAUGUCAUUACAAUUGUCACUACUUCAAAAUAAGUUGCUUGUAUUUCGAUGUAUUUACACACAAAUACAUCAGAAUUCAUCGCUAGUCUGGUGAGUGUCCCAGUAUUAUGGUUUUGUUUGAAAGGAUACAUUUGAGUCAAACAAAGUUGUACCUUUUGUCACUUAACGAUGAUUGUGUAGCUAAGUUUGGCCUCUCUUUUGGAGGCAUGUGUUGAUGUUGUGGCCAAUCCUGAACUCGCAGACAUGGAAUCUACUGUGCGGUGCUAGAGAAAGAUACAUGAAAUGUUGUCGCGACCAUUUUCCUGUCACUACUACUGUAGGACUUAGUUCCUCCUGUUCCCAAGCUAGCCUCACAGCUUUCCCACAGUGCAUUGUGUCACCCCAUGCCACCUUCCUACCCAAGUUUCUCAUCUCCAGCUACAAUAAACAUUUUGCCUCAAUGAAACGUCAAUGAAGGAAAUGGUGGGGGCCCAGCCAGUAUUUUCUGAUCAGUUUCAUGCUUUUAUUUCUUGUGAUGGUAUCGAAAGAACUUAAUGAGAGCUUGAAAUUUGAAUGUUUGUUAUUUUCCACUUGAUAGUAUUAACAUUCAAGUACAUUUUGUUAAUGCUGUUUGUGCAAUAAAUUGAAAUAAAAACGA
Messenger RNA from Oncorhynchus gorbuscha (pink salmon), 4018 nucleotides. RefSeq names its product alkyldihydroxyacetonephosphate synthase, peroxisomal-like. The transcript is spliced from 20 exons. NCBI's taxonomy places the organism in Eukaryota, Metazoa, Chordata, Actinopteri, Salmoniformes, Salmonidae. Bases 41 to 1966 code for a protein of 641 amino acids. The record is from RefSeq and is a predicted model, not a curated record. Gene Ontology annotation, molecular function: alkylglycerone-phosphate synthase activity; FAD binding. Gene Ontology annotation, biological process: lipid biosynthetic process.